This is a messenger RNA of Musa acuminata AAA Group (dessert banana), 985 nucleotides long. Its product is annotated as ethylene-responsive transcription factor ERF105-like. Gene Ontology annotation, molecular function: DNA-binding transcription factor activity; DNA binding. Lineage: Eukaryota; Viridiplantae; Streptophyta; Magnoliopsida; Zingiberales; Musaceae. The transcript has a single exon. Gene Ontology annotation, biological process: ethylene-activated signaling pathway; regulation of DNA-templated transcription. Bases 53 to 835 code for a protein of 260 amino acids. The record is from RefSeq and is a predicted model, not a curated record.
AUCUCCGCUCUCUCUCUCUCUCUCUCCUGCUUUGUGCUUCCUUCUUGCGCUUAUGGCGUCAUUGAUCGGCCGCGGCAACGGAAACCUCACCCUCGACUUCAUCCGCCACCACCUCCUCGCUGACCUUCCUCCGACGCCCCCCUCAGCUGUCCUUCCCCCGCCGCUACCCAUCGGCAGCCAUCACCACCACCACGACGGAUACCGCUUCCCCGAGCCUGCCGCCCCCAUGAUCAGCUUCGGCCCCGCCGGCCCUGACCGACUGUCUUCCCUCACCGUCGCCCUCUCCUCCGAGCUUGGCUUCGACAGGGUGGAGGAGGAGAGGUCGCUGGUGGCUCGGGACGACGCACGGCGGUACCGUGGCGUCCGGCAGCGGCCGUGGGGGAAGUUCGCGGCGGAGAUCCGCGACCCCAACCGCCGGGGGUCCAGAAUCUGGCUGGGGACCUUCGACACCGCCGUGGAGGCCGCGCGAGCGUACGACCGCGCCGCCUUCCAGAUGCGCGGCCGCAAGGCCAUCCUCAACUUCCCCAACGAGGUCGGAAGCUCCCGCCACCUGGCCCCUCCCCCUCCUGCGCCGCAGUCGGAAACCACUGGGAAAAGGAAGAGGGAGGCUGAGGAGGUGGCCGUGGGGCCGCGAGAGAUCAAGAAGGAGAGGUCGCCGGAGGCUGAGGUCGUCGAGGCGGAGUCUGUUACAUCGGCGUUUCCACUGACGCCGUCAAGCUGGAGCAGCAUGUGGGACUUCGUGGAGGCGGAUGCGGCGGGGUUAUUCGACGUGUCGGUGCUAACGCCGUUAUCUCCGCAUCCAUCGUUAGGCAUUGCGGCGCUCCUCGUGAAGUGAGAGGCGAAACUGUUCUUUAGGAAACGAGAUUGCAGGCAAAAAAAUAAAUAUAAUGAACGAGAAAAGAGAACAAAUUUUAUUCCUUAUCUUUGCCUUUUUACAUUAUCUACCGCUGUCGGCUGAAGAAUCAUGAGAAUAUCGAGUUUCCAA